AAAAUGACUGGUGCCACGUGGAAAGCGAUUGUUGCACUGAUCCUGCUAAUGCUCAGCUCUGGUGGGGAUGGACUGUUCCGCACCCUAUACAAAAACGUCAAGGUUCCAAUGACAAAAGGAGGAGACGCGGGACACCCAUUAUUCCUUACUCCAUAUAUUACAGAAAAGAAACUCAAAGAAGGGAGACGGCGGAGUUUGGUUGCUCCUUUCCCAGGAUGUAAUGAGAAGAGUUAUGCAGGUUACCUCACUGUGAACCAGACCUACAACAGCAACCUUUUCUUCUGGUUCUUUCCUGCUGAGACACAGCCAUCGGAUGCCCCACUCGUUCUUUGGCUUCAGGGUGGACCGGGAGGCUCGUCUCUGUUUGGACUCUUUGUGGAAAAUGGACCUUUUUUUGUCACAAAAAACCUGACCUUGCGUAGCAGAGACUUCCGUUGGACCAGCACAUUUUCCAUGCUUUACAUCGAUAAUCCAGUGGGCACAGGCUUCAGUUUUACUGAAGAUCCCCGGGGAUAUGCAACCAAUGAGGAUGAUGUGGCACAAAAUUUAUACAGAGCUUUAGUUCAGUUUUUCCAGUUGUUUCCUCAAUAUCAGAAGAAUGACUUUUAUGCCACUGGGGAGUCUUAUGCAGGGAAAUACGUGCCAGCCAUUGCUCACUAUAUCCACAUCCUCAACCCCAAGUCAGAGAUGAAGAUCAACCUGAAAGGAAUUGCCAUUGGAGAUGCAUAUUUUGAACCUGAAUCUAUCAUAAAAGGCUAUGCAACAUUCCUGUACCAUGUUGGCUUGCUGGAUGAGAAACAGAGAAAGUACUUCCAGAAGCUGUCUGAUGAGUGCAUCAAGUACAUCAAGGAGAAGAUGUGGCCUCAAGCCUUUGAAGUACUGGAUAAACUACUAGGUGGUGACUUAACAACUGAGCCUUCUUACUUUGAGAAUGUUACUGGAUGUUCUAAUUAUUUUAACAUUUUACAGUGCAAGGAUCCUCAGGACCAAUAUUACUACAACAAAUUUUUGGCCUUCCCACAAGUGAGACAAGCCAUCCAUGUGGGAAAUCAAACUUUUAGUGAUGGAUCUAAAGUUGAAAAGUACUUGAGAGAUGAUACCAUGCAGUCAGUUAAGCCUUGGUUAAUUGAAAUCAUGAAUAAUUACAAGGUUCUAAUCUACAACGGCCAACUGGACAUCAUUGUGGCAGCGCCCCUUACAGAGAACUCUCUGAUGGCAAUGGACUGGAAAGGAGCCAAAAAAUACAAGCGGGCGGGCAGGAAAGUUUGGAAGAUCUUUAAAACUGAUAAAGAGGUGGCUGGUUAUGUGCGGCAAGUGGGUGACUUCUGUCAGGUAAUUGUUCGAGGUGGAGGACACAUUUUACCAUAUGACCAACCUCUGAGAUCUUAUGACAUGAUUAAUCGAUUUGUUUUUGGAAGAGGAUGGAAUCCUUAUGAUGCAUGAGCCACUUUCCUAAAACAGGAUUUCAGGGGCUUUAAAUCUUUGAAAAGAAAAUUUUCAGUAUUGAAAAUAUCAUAUACAUAAGAAAAUGAUCUUUUAUCUCUGUAAAAUUUUCUCAUCAAU
Messenger RNA from Sorex fumeus (smoky shrew), 1563 nucleotides. It is a transcript of the gene CPVL, whose product is annotated as carboxypeptidase vitellogenic like. The record is from RefSeq and is a predicted model, not a curated record. NCBI's taxonomy places the organism in Eukaryota, Metazoa, Chordata, Mammalia, Eulipotyphla, Soricidae. The transcript is spliced from 12 exons. Bases 4 to 1443 code for a protein of 479 amino acids. Gene Ontology annotation, biological process: proteolysis. Gene Ontology annotation, molecular function: serine-type carboxypeptidase activity.